AUGGUACAAUUCAUUGGCAGAGAAUCCAAGUAUUGUGGACUUUAUGACUCCAUAGUAACCAUCUAUCGCAAAGAGGGCAUCCUAGGACUUUUUGCAGGUCUUAUUCCUUGUCCCCUAGGUGAGAUCAUUUCUUUGUGGCUCUGUAACUCACUGGCCUACCUCGUCAGUACCUAUGCACUGGACAGUGGGGUUUCUACCAUGAGUGAAAUGAGUUAUUCCCAAGCUGUCACAGGAUUUUUUGCCAGUAUGUUGACCUAUCCCUUUGUGCUUGUCUCUAAUAUUAUGGCUGUCAACAACUGUGGGCUUGCUGGUGAAUCCCCUCCUUACUCCCCAAUGUAUACUUCUUGGAUAGAUUGCUGGUACAUGCUACAAAAAGAGGAAAAUAUGAGCUGA
Nyctereutes procyonoides (raccoon dog) is the source of this 393-nucleotide messenger RNA. Its product is annotated as mitochondrial carrier homolog 2-like. The transcript has a single exon. Gene Ontology annotation, cellular component: mitochondrion; membrane. Bases 1 to 393 code for a protein of 130 amino acids. The record is from RefSeq and is a predicted model, not a curated record. Gene Ontology annotation, biological process: positive regulation of apoptotic process. Lineage: Eukaryota; Metazoa; Chordata; Mammalia; Carnivora; Canidae.